Rhodotorula toruloides NP11 is the source of this 2919-nucleotide messenger RNA. Its product is annotated as meiosis specific protein SPO22. The transcript is spliced from 23 exons. Bases 1 to 2919 code for a protein of 972 amino acids. Lineage: Eukaryota; Fungi; Basidiomycota; Microbotryomycetes; Sporidiobolales; Sporidiobolaceae. The record is from RefSeq and is a predicted model, not a curated record. Gene Ontology annotation, biological process: meiotic cell cycle; regulation of synaptonemal complex assembly.
AUGCACCCGACUGCGCGCAAGCGACAGAAGCUCGAGCGCACGGCCGCGAGCGACGGCGGCAACCUUGUCGAGGCGCUGUCCCGACUUCGAGCCCAGGCAGCCUUCUUCGCCGCACCCGGCACAGACGCAGGCGAGCUCCAGCGCGAAAUCUCGACACUCAACCAGCGCAUCGCUGCCUUUGAGGGCGCGCUCGCGCAGGCCGAGGCGGGUGAGGUCGACAGGCUCAUCGGUCGCGGGUGGAAGGACGAGUUGGACGGGACGGGCACGCUGCUGUGGAACAAGUCGACUGCGCUCAAGCUCGCACAGGAUGACGAUGGGCAGGACCAGCGCGUCAAGCUCGGCGUCGUGGCCAGCCUUCGCCACGCCGGCUAUCGCCUGAUCCGCCUCGGUGCUCUUGAGCCUCUCACGACCGAGGCUCGUCUUUCGCACCUCUCGCUCGCAACCAAGACUGCCUCUGCUUUCCUCGACGCCAGCCAGACGAGCAAGGCAGACAAGCUCCUCGUCGACGCAGCCGCCCUCGCUGCCGACCUCGACGACGAACCCGCUCAAGAUCCUGCUUUCCUCUCGGAGCGCGCCAAAGCCCUCCUCGCUCACUACUGCUGCCGCAUCCGCUCAGCCAACGCGAGCGGCGUCGACACUAUUGCUUGCUGGGUUCGCGAAAAAGCGCGAGACCUGGUCCAGCAGGGGAACCUCCCGCGCCGGGAGACCGACAAAGUCGCCCGUGUUGCCUACGAGGUCGGAGCUGCUGCCAUUGCAGGCGAGAAAGGCGCUGCGGGACAAGACAGCAGCUCUGCCAUCGACUGGCUGCAAUGCGCGCUCGCUGUUCUCGAACGCGACGGUCAAGACGACGCUUCGCGCGCGCUGCAGCUCGCUACCCUCAAGACUCUCGCUCAAGCCUAUCUCGUCGCAACGCCUUCGCCCGAACACUGGGAAAAAGCGGAGGAGACGAUCAAGCAAGCCCUUGAUCUUGAACCGUCCGCUUCGCUCGCUCGCCGCCUUGUCAAGCUUGUCAUCGCUCGCAACGGCAGCGAUGCUGAGAUUACGCAAGCCUGCCUUGCCGCCUUCAAGGUCAUCUCGCAGAACCAGGAUGAGAUCAGGCGCCUGAUCGCGACGCUUGAAGCCCUCCCUGCGUCGAAGCGCCCUCUCCGCUCCCAGCUUCUCACAGAUGCCGUCGAGAUGCUCAGCACUGACGCCAGCAACGCCGGCGCGAACAGCUUGGUCAUCUCGCAGAUCCUCCUCGCCUCGUUCGUGCAGGCGCAGGACACCGACAAGCGUCACCUCGUCAAGAUGCUCGAGAGGCUCGACAAGAACAUGCCCGCCUUCCGCCUCGACGCGAACGACGCCUUCACCUGCAUGACCUACGUCUGGCGCCACGGGGAGAAGGCUGCACAGGACCGUCGUCCGUCCGAUGCAAUCGGCUGGUUCUUGCUUGUCCAGCACGCCGCUUUCGGUUCGCUGGAGACGAAGGUCAAGGCCAAGGUCCUCAGGAAAGCGGUCGUCGAGAUGCUGUCGGAGAAGGACUCGGCUAGCGCUCAAAAGGUCCUGCAAGACCCGGUCCUGCUCGAAGACGUCGCGAAGAACCACUUCCUCCGCUUCCGCUCCUUCCUCGACGAGCCAAGCAAAGCUCUCGCCUGCCUGCAAGCAAUGACCCAAUCCUCCGACUUCUCGCCCAAACUCCUCAUGUGGGCGCACAAAAUCGCUUCGGAGCAGGGCAAGCAGGACCUCGCGGCCAGGAUCCUUUCGAUAGUCGGUCAAGUCUGCAGCGAAGGUGCGGUCGCAGACGGAACCGAUAUCGACUUGAUGACCUUGACCCGUGCAAUCGCUCGCAAGCACCUCGACGCUCUCGCCAAAACGUCGCCCGAGGACCAGGAAACGAGCGUCCGCGCCCUCGUCAAGCAGCUCGAAGCCGGCUACGACCUCGCUCGCUCACUCGCCGGUCAAAACGAUCCGGCUUCUUUGCGCAAAGACCUCGCCUGGUUCUACAAGACAGCCUUCAACCACUGCGUGGAGCACGGCGCCGGCUGGAGCAGCGAACUCUCGACGGCCGUCUUCGCCAUCACCGCCAAGCUGAUCGAAUUCGACCUCGAGCUCGCCAAGAUUUCGGAUCCUGUCCUCAAGGGUAAGCUCGUUGCUUGCAGGCUCGCGACGUUUCGCGAGAGGGUCGCCUCGGCGCGCAAGGCAAAGGGGGAGAAGAAGACCGAAGAGUACCGCCAGCUUCUCGCCGAGGCCGACAAGCUCAUCAAGCAACUCGAACGCUCGCCGGCUUCUCAGUCUGAGAAGGCCAACGAGUUGCUCGCCGCUGCGUACGCCCUGAAGGUCGAAGCGCAUGCUGAGCUCGACGAAUGGAGCUCCCUCGUCUCGUUUGUCGAUGCCGCCGAACUUUCGACCUCUCGCUUGCCCAUCUCGGUCGUCAAGCUCGUCGUCGACAGGGCGACCUCGACCGCCUCGACCUGUCCUGCCGAUGCGAUGUCGAAGAUCCUUCGCAAGACGCUCGCGAUCCUCUACAGCAGGAGGGAGGUCGAGAUCGCUGAGAUGGCUCUCUGGCUUCGCCUCAUCGUCUCGGUCCUCAUCCACCGCAACGACCGCGACCAGGCACUCGCCUACGUCGAGAACGCCGCGCACUUCAUCGCGCAGCACCAGGACGAUUUUCCGGAGGACGAGGCGAACUGGAUGCUCGCGACGGCCUGGGACGAAGGCCUCGACUUGUUCGCUUCCGCCUCCCCCAUCGCAGGCGAGAAGUGGUGCUCACUUGGCUUGAACAUCGCGAAGACUCUUGAGGGAGUCACGGAGGCCGAGGCACUCGAAUCGGGACUUGCAAAGCAGGCGCGUCCGAUGGAGACGAACCUCGCGGAGCUCAAGUCGAGGUACGGCGGGAGCGGGAGCGAGGCGGGCGGAGACGAAGACGUCGAGAUGGCCUGA